Molecule: messenger RNA, 4385 nt
Organism: Mugil cephalus (flathead mullet)
Lineage: Eukaryota; Metazoa; Chordata; Actinopteri; Mugiliformes; Mugilidae
Gene: pwwp2b
Product: PWWP domain containing 2B
Exons: 3
Coding region: 440-2308 (622 amino acids)
Cellular component (GO): nucleoplasm; nucleus
Source: RefSeq, a predicted model, not a curated record
AAUACAAUUUAUUCAGCUGGAUAAUCUUAUUUGACAAAAAAAGCUUACAAGUUAAAUGAAAAUGCAUGUAUUGGGUUAUCGGUGUCCAUGCGUUGCGGCAUUAAAGCGUCUCAAACGCCACGAGUGUCUCGCUGCGAAAGCUUGAAGCAGAGAUAAAAGUGGUGGAAAUGAAAUGAAAUGGCAUGAACGUAGGCUGAGGGAGCCAGAGGAAGGGAAGGCCUCGUCUUGGGAGAUUUUCUGCUCCUGUAGCACAGAGAGCGUGAUGUCAGCGGUGGCAGUGCUGUUGUAAUUGACUUGGUGGGGGUGAUGGCGUCAUUUCAUGCCCUGGUGUAGCCUCCUGCUCCAUUAGCGAAGGGGAGACGGAUCUUUGGCCGACGCGACCGUGGCUCCCUUGGCCGGGAUCGAGCACCGCCGAGCCGGACGAUUCACCCCGGGAAACAUGGAGGCUGCGGCCGAGGAGCUGCGGGCCGGCUCCCGGGUACCUGUCACUGUCGACCAAAUAGUUAACGACACGCUGGUGGUGACACUGACCUACCGAGAAAGAAACUACACGGGGAUAUUGCUUGACUGCGACAAAAAGACUGGGCUGUUUUGUCUACCAGAAUUCACAGAGAAACUCGGGGAAUGCCCGAUACCUAAACCAGCUUGUGAAAUCCCACAAGUGCUGAGUGAGGAGCUGGUUUCCAAGUCUCCCACCCAGGAUUCGCACAGACCAAAGGAUGAAAACACUCUCCCCGAAAGCAGCAUAUCCACUGCACCUGUACCUUGCCCCGUACCCACACCAGUGCCAGCUGGACAGACUCCUUAUCCUCCUUAUUUUGAAGGAGCCCCCUUCCCUCAGCCCUUAUGGGUGCGCCACACCUACAGCCAAUGGGUACCUCAACCCCCUCCUAGACCAAUUAAGAGAAAGAAGAGGCGGACUCGAGAGCCUGGCCGCAUGACCAUGAGCACUAUCCGUCUGCGGCCGCGGCAGGUACUAUGUGAAAAGUGCAAGAACACGCUCAAUAGCGACGAGGACAGCAAAGAUGGCAUGAGCAGCACUAAGUCUUCUAGGAAAGAGAACACGCUGCAGAGCGACGACGACGGCGAAGUCAAGGACACCCCGUCGAAGCUGUCUAGAAAUCAGGACGUAGUCGCAGCCAAGGACACUAAAAGACGAGAAAACGGCCCCGGCUUUGAUACUAAGCGUCUCCGAAAAGACAAAAAGGGCGAGGCCGACGGGGAGAAGUACCCCGGCGCUGACAUUAUCCCCCACAGUCCCGUCAUAAAGAUUUCAUACAGCACUCCACAGGGCAAGGGGGAGGUCAUGAAGAUCCCCGCACGCGUCCACGGUUCGGUCAAGCCGUUCUGCCCCAAACAGCUGGCGCAGAACGGCGUGGAAGAAAACGGCAAGGCGCCUUGCGACCCCACCAAGGAGCAGCGCCACAUCCUAGACGCCACGAGGUCCGGCCUCACCGUGUCCAUUCCCAAACUCAAACUAACUAGGCCUUUCGCGACAGUGGGUCAGGACUCGCCUUCUCCAAAGAUCCGCUUGAGAACCCCUCAGAGGGAGGGCGAGGAGAGCGUGGUCGAGUACGAGGCGGAACUCGUCGGAGGCACCAGGAGACGAAGCCCCAGGGUGCCCGGGUCCUGCCUGCCCCACUCCGAAGACUCAGGGGAAGGGAAGAACUCCCUGGAGUUAUGGUCGGGAAGCUCUGGAGAGGAGGCAGAGCGCGGCCACAGCGACCUCACCCUCCUCAUCAAUUUCCGUAAGCGCAAAGCGGACUCUUCCAGCCUGUCGGUCUGCAGCAGCGACAGCCUGGACGAGUCCAAGUCCUUCAGCUCCGACGGCACCUCGCCCGAGCUGUGCGACCUGGCGCCCGGCGAGGACCUCUCCGUGACCUCAUCCUCAGUGCCCUCGCGGGACGACUGCAAGACGGUGCCGCCGCUCACCGUGCGGCUGCACACCCGCAGCAUGACGAAGUGCGUGACCGAGGAGGGCCACGCCGUGGCGGUGGGCGACAUCGUGUGGGGGAAGAUCCACGGCUUCCCCUGGUGGCCCGCGCGGGUCCUCAGCAUCAGCGGCACCCGCAAGCAGGAGACGGCCAACUGCGAGGCCCAGUGGCCGCAGGCGAAGGUGGCGUGGUUCGGCUCGCCCACCACCUCGCAGCUGUCCGUCGCCAAACUUUCGCCCUUCAGGGAGUUCUUCAGGUCUCGCUUCAACCGCAAGAAGAAAGGGAUGUACCGGCGAGCCAUCCUGGAGGCGGCCAAGGCCGUGGGUCACAUGGGCCCGGAGAUCACGUCGCUGCUCUCCCACUGCGAUACGUAGAGGCUGAGGACUGACGAGAGGUCUCCGAGGUUUUCUCAAUUCUCAGACUCUGUCAUCAAGACCCAGGAGGGGAGUACGUGCGGUUGCCACGGCUACUAGUUAUAUGCGUUUUUUUUUUUUUUUUUUUUUAACCCUGUUAUGUUCACAAGGCUGGUGGAAAAUGGCCGCCAAGGUGGAGUGUUGUUGAGACUGGAUAAGGGAGCAAAAACAAAACAAAAAAAAGGGCCGGGCUACUCAUGGUCUACUAUGAACUAAACUAUUCCUCCUUAUUAUUAUUAUUAUUAUUAUUAUUAUUUUUUUUUAUAGGUUUAAUCAUAUUUCAAUAGAGCCGAACAACAACACUACAAGGAAUGUAUUUAUUGUCUGCAAUGGUUGAUUUACGAUUCAGCAAGUUCACCGUUCUACUACUACUACUACUACUACUACUACUACUACUACUACUACAACAGUCUUGCAAAAUCCUCCUAGUCUGCUGCUGUCGUUGCCGACGUGUUCGCUGCGAGGUCCGACUCUUUGGAGGACUUCCUCCCUCUCACACGGACGUGAUACCUUUUUUUUUUUAUUUUUAAACCACAGUUUAAAGAGAGUCUUACCCUUAAAUCCUCCUCCUAUUUCUGAAAAUGUGAACGGCUCCAUCCAGAGACAGUAGUGACUGUUCCAGCUCUCCUAGUGAUCAGUGUUCCAUCCUCGUAGCAACAUUAGUUGGAUUUGUGGAUGUAUUUAUACUGAACUCUAUUCCUCUCCAGACUCCUGUCGUCUCUCUUCCAUUUCAUUAUUAUUAUUUUUUUUUUAUUUACUUUUUCAGGAGUGUUGCAUACUUCCCCCCUUCCCUUCCCUUCCCGACCUUUUUUUUUUCUUCGUUUCUUUUCCUGAGAACCAUUUUUACAUUUAAUUAUUUAAAGCAUCACGUUUAAGGAGAAAAAAAAAAAAGAAAGCACUUUAAUCUGUACCUCGGUGGCCUGCUGUAAUCUCACUGUCUGAAACACUUUUUUGCGAGAUACAGCCCCGAUAGGCAGCGGCGGAGUUCAGAAGUCUUUUGUGGUUGACUAUCCAUGGCCUUGGAGAUACAAACACACACACACACACACAAAAAUAUUGUUUAUUUUAUUUUAUUGUACGAGUUUAGGGACACCAGACACGGAUGGUUGUGUACACUGUAUUCUAUUUUGACUUGGGUGUGUUUCUCUCUCAGCUUUUCCACCGUAUGCACAAACACACAAACACACAACACACACACAAAAAAAAAAAAGCAUUGAACAUUUCCACUGGAGAAACAUGGGUUAACAAAUGUCCGAGCCCCCCUAUGCAUUAUCAGUUAAAGCUUUAUUAGGGACUGUGGGGGAAGAGAGAGCGAGAGUAAAAAAAAAAUAAAUAAAAAUUAAAAUAACAUGCUGUAAGAAUACUGUGAAAUCAGCUGCUGAGUGUGCUGAAGAAAAAAAGCCCGUUUGCUACCGGCUGGAGUUAUAUUGAGUCAUCGGGCGAAGGCAGACGGCAACGCUGACCUUUAGAGACCUUUGUGUUGAAAGCAGCACUGUUGGAUUAAGGGAAAAGGGGGGGCGGGGGCAGCGAAUGCAAAGGGUAGUCUUCUGUCAAGCGCAGCCUGAUCUGUAUUAAAAAAAAAACAAAAAAAAAAAAAACCUAAGAUUGCACACAGUCAUGCUCAGCCAACCAGUCCGUCUCUUUUUUUUUUUUUUUUCUGUUUUUUUUCUUCCCCCUGCUUGUCUGGAAAAACUUCAUUCAGAUUGAGGGCUAAAAAUUAAAUUAAAUUAAAAAAAAUAAAUAAAAAUAAGGCCCGGUGAGUGAGGGGUGCGUGUCUUUUUAUUUUUAUUUUUAUUUUUUUUUUUGGAUAAUCUGCAGUUUGACCGUUAGUUGUCGAGCGCAGCUAGUUUCCGGGCAGCCUUACACGACGAGCUGUGUGAGAGUCGAUAUGUGUUGUAUGCCUGUGAGGGGAAAAAUGGUUCCCGCGUAUGAGCAACAUGGCUGUCUACUGUUGCCCACGUUUGGUCAAUGUUAUUGGCUACUUUUUUUGUUUUCUUUUUUACAUGUACUGUACAUAAAAUAAAAUAUACAAGCAAUA